GUGUCUUCUGUGUGGUUGCCUUUUGUAUUGAGCUAUUUUCAUAAUAAAAGAGUCCCCAAAUGUAAAUAACAUAAAAUACCGAAUUAAUUUGUUGUGAAAUAUAAUACAUGUCAGUAGGCAGUAAAUUUUAUUGUUUAUACUGUACAUUUUAAACCAGGAACAGGCGAGCGUUUGUUGUGCUUUUCGAAUUAAUAUUAAUUAAGCUGUUCCUGUAUGGCGAGGAACAAGCAUUACAGAUAGAUGGUGCGGAAUUAAAGAUGCAUAGAAUGUGUAUGUUUCGUAUAUAACAAUGAGAAUGAAAAAUGUUCUCUCAGUCGUAUUACUUCGACCCUGGCUAGGAGUGCCGUUUGGGAUAUGGCUGAUGGUGUCUGUGGUGUACUACUGGUGGCUGAUGUCGCGGAUAAACAUUCUGGAGACACGGAACAAAUUACAAGUUGAUUCUAGAAAGGGGAUGCUAGUGCCUUAUAUUCCAGACGCACCAGGCACUCUCUGCGAGACAAUCCACGUAGCGCUGGUCUGCAUGAGCAAAUGCCCCAGGAUCGUGUCACCGAUGCUCAAGUCGCUACUCCACCACCGACAGAACCCAGUGCACUUCCACCUCAUAGUUGAUGUGGUGUCCGAGCAUACAACUAGGCAUCUCUUUGAGACGUGGGAUUUACCUGAUGUGCAAUACACCACCUACAACGCCCAGAGUGUCCUAAACCGCGUAGCAUGGAUCCCAACUAGCCACUACUCCGGAGUCUAUGCGCUAGUCAAACUGGUCUUCCCCGACAUACUGCCCGCGACGCUGCGACGGGUGAGCAUUAGGGUUCCGUAG
Molecule: messenger RNA, 817 nt
Organism: Leguminivora glycinivorella
Lineage: Eukaryota; Metazoa; Arthropoda; Insecta; Lepidoptera; Tortricidae
Product: xylosyl- and glucuronyltransferase LARGE1-like
Exons: 4
Coding region: 290-817 (175 amino acids)
Biological process (GO): protein O-linked glycosylation via mannose
Molecular function (GO): glucuronosyltransferase activity; xylosyltransferase activity
Source: RefSeq, a predicted model, not a curated record